Molecule: messenger RNA, 616 nt
Organism: Ruditapes philippinarum (Manila clam)
Lineage: Eukaryota; Metazoa; Mollusca; Bivalvia; Venerida; Veneridae
Exons: 3
Coding region: 92-499 (135 amino acids)
Source: RefSeq, a predicted model, not a curated record
AGAUGUCGCCGUAAAUAUUGUAAUUUAUCUAUCAUUUCAAAAUCACUUCUCUACCACAGAAAAUAUAAGUUUAAUAUUGCUAACAUUUAAAAUGGAUAGGAAAAUAUUCACAGUUUUCUGCCAAGGAAUAUUAUACAUGUUUGGGAUCUGUAGUGCUCAGAAAUACUCGGAAAAUCCUUGUCCUAGCGGAGUUUUUCCAUUAAAAGAUGAGCACUGCGAUCGGGAUUUAGGUUUUCUAGAAUGUCCUAUUGGUAGCUACUGCCAACCAACAAGCGAAGGAAAUCCCCCCGUGUGCUGCCCAACAACAUGCCAAUAUGGAGUGCCUUUAUUACACGAAGAUGGAAGUCAAGUCCAAUGUGAGGAAAGACAGAAGAGAAAGAAAAUAAUUAAAUGGUGUCCACGAGGAUCAAUUUGCACAGAAGUUACCCCAACUCUCCAACUGUGUUGCCCCAAAAAAUCAAGAUGGAUGAAAAAUCUUGAGAAACUAUGGUCUCGCUAAUAUGAAAAUUAACGCAACUCCCGUUCCUUCCCGACCUAUACACCAAAUUAAUAAAUGGAAAUAAAAUAUGUAUUAUAUAUGCAUGGUUUACAAAAGGUCUAUGAAGCAUAAACAAUA